Messenger RNA from Laccaria bicolor S238N-H82, 1611 nucleotides. RefSeq lists its product as uncharacterized. NCBI's taxonomy places the organism in Eukaryota, Fungi, Basidiomycota, Agaricomycetes, Agaricales, Hydnangiaceae. The record is from RefSeq and is a predicted model, not a curated record. Gene Ontology annotation, molecular function: phospholipid binding; protein binding. Gene Ontology annotation, cellular component: cytoplasmic side of plasma membrane; mitotic actomyosin contractile ring, proximal layer; cell division site. Gene Ontology annotation, biological process: cytoskeleton organization. The coding region runs from base 1 to 1611 and encodes 536 amino acids. The transcript has 5 exons.
AUGGCGACCCGGACCCAACAAUCAGCGACAUCACUAUCUCGCUUUGCCAAGCAUCCUUUGCCUCCAGACGUAGACAUCUACAACGGCAGUCACUCGCGUGAAUACUGCAACUCCUUCUGGGGACCCGGAGAUGAUGGUCCAACUAUUCUAUUUACGCGUAUGCGAGGGGCCUCGAAGACGACGGACGAAUUGAUCAGCUUUUGGAACGAAAGGGCUGUUAUAGAGGAGGAAUACUCUCAUCGGCUCGCAAAACUUGCAAAGCUAUCAAUUGGUUCUGAUGAGAUUGGCGAACUGAGAAACUCCCUCGACACCCUCCGCAUUGAGACGGAAAGAAUGGCUCAAAGCCAUCUGGAACUCGCACACAAGAUCCGCAGCGAUCACGAAGCUCGGACUGCUCAAUUUCACGACACGCAGGUGGAACAUCGGCGGACACGACAGGCGGCCCUCGAGAAGAAGUUCAAGCAAAAGCAGACGCAAGAGGCGUACGUACAGAAAGCACGCGAGAAAUACGAGGCGGAUUGUGUACGGAUAAAUUCAUAUUCCCAGCAGGCUACCUUCAUGACAGGCAAGGAUCUCGAACGAAUUAAUAUGAAGCUCACACGGGCUCGACAAACGGUGCAGGCUAACGAGAAGGACUUGGCUAAUUUUACCAAAGGAUUGUUGGAUCUGAUACCCGAAUGGGAGGGCGAGUGGAAGGCGUUUUGCGAUUCGUGCCAGGAUUUGGAGGAGGAACGGAUAGACAUCAUGAAAGAUGUGAUAUGGGUGUACGCAAAUGAUGUCUCCACCAUAUGUGUUACUGAUGAUCUGUCGUGUGAGCGUGUGCGCACUGCGCUCGAUCAGCUAGACCCUGAAAAAGACGUUGAGAACUUCGUCCAUGAGCAUGGAACGGGCAAUUCCAUACCCCAACCCCCCGCAUUUGUCCCGUAUGCCGGCCAACAGAACCCAGCGCUUCCCGAAACACAGAGCUUCCGAUUAGCAGAGUUCCAACGGAUUAUAGCACGACCACCGCUCAUGUACCCAGGGGACCCACAGGCCGUACCCGCCCCCAGCCGCCAAAACUCCAUCGACGACACGCCCGCACCAAUUCACCAUCCGCCGGCCAAUGGUGAUAACCAUUCUCCUCAUUCAAUCACACACGACGCCACCAGUCACGCCCCGAACGGUAUACAACGUACGCACACGCCCAAUCGCUCCCACCAACAGCCACCCCCUCGUACGAAUCCACCCACCAACCCCCCUCCACCCCUGCCUGAAGUGCACCAGCAGCCAACGGCUUCUAGCAGCCGUCGAUCACCCUCACCACGGCGGCCGAAUCGUGUUUCCCAACCCUUGCCUGUCUUGCCAGUUGGGGGAGGCCUCGGGGAAGGUAGAGCGCAAACGCCACCACCACUGCUUCCGACGCAGAGCAGUAAGGUUCUAUUUUAUGGUAGGUUAAAAGCGCUUUAUGAAUACACAGCCACGAUUGAAGAAGAGUUUGAUUUCCAGGCUGGUGACGUUAUUGCGGUGACUGCCACUCCUGAUGAUGGGUGGUGGAGUGGCGAGUUGUUGGAUGAGGCUAGGCGGGUGGAAGGAAGGAAUGUCUUCCCUAGCAACUUUGUGUGCUUAUUCUAG